AUACUCAAUGUUUUGGGAAAAUAUCGAUACAUUGUAAACAUUUAAGAAAUCGAAAAAUCGUGUUAGGGAAUCGAGGUGCUCGAUGUAUCGUCGCCUUUUUACAUCUCUAUCUUCAGCCGAAAUUGUUAUUGGUUUCAUCAUCCAUAAAUAAUAAUUGCUUAUUAUUAUUUGAAAAGACACAGAACAUGGACGUGGACCAGCUAAACGUGGCUGACAUCGUCUUCGUUAUUGAAAAGAGUGCCAUAAAUGGCGCUUAUCUAAGCGAAGUAAAGAGCAAUUACAUCCUUCCAACAUUGGAACACUUUUCAGGAUCGUAUUUUUUGGACGAGCGUGAAUAUUUGAUAUCAGAGCGAUACUCCACACUUUACGGUAUUGUAACUUACCGCACAGCUGCAAACCUUUUGGAGCCGCUCUGCACAACAUACGGACCAUACGCGCAAACACAAAAGGUCAUGGACGUCAUCGAACGCUUACCUCUCGUCGGGGGAGGCAUGGAAUCUUGCGCUCAUAUGGCGGAAGGGUUUGCCGCUGCUCACGAGUGCUUCGAUGAUAUAAGCGAACAACGAAGCCGAAGUAUGCUGGAGCAGGCAAGCGUCCAACGUCAUUGCAUACUUAUAUGCAAUAGCCCGCCUUAUCAGAUGCCCGUCACAGAUUCAUGGAAAUAUAUGGGAAAGACAUGUGAGCAAAUGGCAACGCUUUUUAACGAGCGCAAGAUCAACCUAUCUAUUAUUGCGCCCCGGAAAAUGCCUAUACUUUUUAAACUGUUUAUGAAGGCUGACGGGGAUCAACCAAUCACGACAAAGAACUAUACUAAGAAUAUUCGGCAUUUGGUCUUGCUCAAAGGCUACAGCUUAAAAGAGCGGGCACCCAGUCCUAACAGCAUGACAACAACAUCAGCGCAGCAUCACAUGGGAGCACCGGCUACUACACAAACGGCAGUUCAAGGUCCCAUUCAGCAAACUGCUCCUCAACAACAGCAGCAACAGCAGCCAGGACAAGGUAUGAACAUGGACACUUCGGUGGCGCAGCAACAACAGACUGGAAUACAGCAACAGCCGGCAACUCAACAACAAUCUGGAGCUGUCGGUUCAACUUCAGGGCUGAUGAAUACUCAGCAACAGCAGCAACUAAUGCAGCAACAACAAAAUCAAUUUGUUCCAAAUCAAAUGCAAAAUCCCAUGCAAAAUCCAAACUUCCAGCAAAACGUUGUACCUGGGCAGAAUCGCUGGAUGUAUCCCAAUCAACCUGGCCAACCGCGCCCACCGUUUAUGCAAGGCCCAGCCGGAGGAAUGUCCCUACAGCAGAAUCCAAAUUCUGCGUUAAUAUCGCGAAUCAAUGCCCCUCCGAACCAGCCUGUUAAUUCAUUGCUGCAGCAGCAGCAAGCACAGCAGCAACAGCGCUUACAAAUGUUAAAUCAACAUCAAUUCAAUCAACAGCUACAACAGCAGAUAGCACAACAGCAACAACAUGUGCAACAGCAACAACAAGUGCAGCAUCAGCAAGGUAAUCUUAAUACAAAUGCAAACAUGAUGCAAACUGCAGUAUCUGGCGCAGGGCAAGUUCCAAAUCAGCAACAACAAACACAGCAGUCUGGAACGCAGCAGACGCCACAGCAACAGACCGCAUCCCAACAGCAGCAACAGGCUCAACAACAGCAGCAGGCUCAACAACAGCAACAACCUCAGCAACAAGAGCAAGCCUCACUCCGCGAAAAGAUCUGGUCAGGAGUGCUUGAAUGGGCUGAAAAAUCAAAGAAUGAGCAACAGAAAAUUACACACACACUCCAUUGCACGGUGUGUACAAACAUAAAGGAUGGGGAGCCCGAAAUAAAGGCUGACAACUGGCCACCCAAACUACUUAUGCAACUAAUGCCAAAACAUUUGGUGGGCAACAUUGGUGGUCAGUUCCUUAAAGACUCAAAAAUGGUUGUUUUUCGUCCAACGAUCGGUGAAGGACACGACACGCUCGCCAAAAUGAUGACUUCCGGUUUUGCAGGCUGUGUACAUUUCUCAGCAAUGCCCAACGCACCAGCCUGUGACAUAAAAGUGCUCAUUUUACUGUAUACGCCUGACCGCAAUGCAUUCCUUGGCUUUAUACCUAAUAAUCAGACCAUGUUUGUUGAACGAUUACGCAAGGUUAUUCAACAAAAGCAGCACGGAGGCAUGCAGCAACAGCAGCAGCAACAACAACAGUUACAACAACAAAUGCAACAGGACAAUGCACAGCAGCAGCAGCAACAACAGCAACAGCAACACUAUAAUCAAUAUGGCCAACUUAAUAUGCAAUUGGGUGGUAGUGGUGGCGGCCCAGGCCCUAGCGGCAUGCCAAUGCAGCCACAAAUGUCAAUGAUGCAGCAGCAACGUAUGCCCAUGGGUGUAAGCGUUGGAGGUGUUCCGGUACCAAAUCCAAAUUUGCAACAACAACUACAAGUACCGCCUAAUGUGGCGGCCAUGCAACAGCAGCGAAUGGUGCGGCCCAUGAUAUCAAACAAUAAUCCGGGAUUACGACAACUCCUGCAACAUCAGACUACUGCCGGCACUCAUCGCCCCCAAAUAGGUAAUCAAAUGGGUGCUGGUGGUCCAAUGGUUGGAAAUCGAAAUUUUGACGAUGGGAGCUAUGAAUUUAUGUAGAUGGUUUUGUCAAUAUACAUUAAUAUUAAGCUUGCAAAUCUCAAAUUUGCUGUUUUCGGGAUGUUGAAUUGCAUACGCAGUAAGAUAUCAUUUUAAAAGUUGUAUUUAAUUUAAAAAUAAACAAUAACAUAAUCGG
This is a messenger RNA of Scaptodrosophila lebanonensis, 2766 nucleotides long. Its product is annotated as mediator of RNA polymerase II transcription subunit 25. Bases 186 to 2630 code for a protein of 814 amino acids. The record is from RefSeq and is a predicted model, not a curated record. The transcript is spliced from 2 exons. NCBI's taxonomy places the organism in Eukaryota, Metazoa, Arthropoda, Insecta, Diptera, Drosophilidae. Gene Ontology annotation, cellular component: transcription regulator complex; mediator complex. Gene Ontology annotation, biological process: positive regulation of transcription by RNA polymerase II.